UAAAACAAACUACAUACACUAGCACUUCAACAAUAUUUCAUUCGUACACAUUAAAUGUGACAGAACAAUUAUACUUAAACACACUUUGCUUGAAUUAUAUUUAACGAUUCGCGGCGAAGAACUCGGUCGAAGUAAAAAUUCGAUAGAGGGGUAUAUUUUAUUAUCACGCUGAGGUUAAGUAACUCAGGAGGAAGGUAUGGUUUGUGAUGGCUUCGUUUACAAAUAGAAUUUUCAAAGAAAAAUUUCUUACUGGAUUCAUUGAUAACGAAACUUUGAACACGACGUGUAAAGAGAUCGCCACAGAAAUACAAUCUGGAUAUGUGAAGCUUUAUGCAAUUGUGAAAGAACUUGGGCCUUUUGUAACAGAUAAGAAUGCCAUUGUACGGGAGAACGGCAUCAAUGCUUUGUCUUCUAUCUUAUCGCAUUUACCUAAAGAUUAUUUGAACGAAGCUGAAUUACAGUUUAUAACAACAUUUUAUUGCGAUAGACUUAAAGAUCAUUCUAACAUCAUACCAGCAGUAUUAAAAGGAAUUUUAGCAAUUGUUCAGAUGAAUCACUUGCCUCAUGAUUCGCCGGAACGUUUAUUUAGAAUUCUUUUCGAAAAUGUACAAUGCCAAUCUCAAUUAGUCUGUGAUCGUCGUAAUAUAUAUUUAAUAUUUACAACAUUGCUACAAAAUAGAUUAGAGGACUUAAAAGUAAUGGGACCAGACUUCAUUUACGGAGUCAUUAGUUUUAUCGAUGGAGAAAGGGAUCCCACAAAUCUUUUGCUAUUAUUUAACAUACUUCCACAUUUUAUGAAAGAAUUUUCAUUAGGACACUUAACCGAAGAAAUGUUCGAAGUCAUUGCGUGUUAUUUUCCAGUUGAUUUCAACCCUUCAGGAUCAGAAGGAAUAGAAAUAACGCGCGACGAUUUAGCCGAAAAAUUAGCGCCUUGUCUUUAUGCUAUACCACAAUUCGCUGAAUAUUGUAUACCUCUUGUACUUGAUAAAUUAGUCUCCAAUCUGAAAGUUGCCAAAUUGGAUUCUUUGAAACUCUUAUGCAACGGUGCGCAAACGUUUGAUAUAAAAGGCCUUGAACCACAUUUGGACGAACUGUGGUCAGUUUCGAAAAAAGAGAUUAUGUACGGCACGGACAUAGAAUUAAAAAAUGCAAGUUUGAAAACAGUCACGUCCAUAAUCAAUGUUCUAUCAAAUGAUUCCAAGCUCCGUGAAAGUUUCAUUGAUAAUAUAAUCGUAGAUACAAGAUCUUCCUUGUACGAUGUACAACUAAGCUUGUUUAAAUCAACCGUGAAAUUGCUAGAAUGCAUAGCAACUACGAAUAAAGAAUCAUGUGUACAGGUGUUAAAAAUAAUAGUACCAUUGUGUCUUGGCCAAUAUUCUACCAAGACUUCAGUAACUGACAAAAUUAUUUUAAUAGAAACAUUAAAUAAUUUUAUUAAAAUCAGUUGUAAUCAUGAAUUUAAUAUUAAGAGUGUUCCAGAGCUAUCAUGGACGGAUAUACCGCAAUUAUAUUUAAAUGAACUCUCGACGCAGCAUGCAGAAUUACAAUCAAGAAUAUUGGUUGGGCUAACGAUACAAAGCUUGUAUUUAAACGAAGUACAUCGAAAUUCACUUUACGAUCAAAUUUGUAAUCUAAUCGAAGCGAGCUGCGAUGAAAUUAGAACAAUCUGCCACACGUCUAUUUUAACUUUUGCUACCUUGUAUCCGCGUGAAAUAUCAGCUUUGGUAGAAGAGAGGUUUCAAUUAGAUACUGACAAGGAGAAAAUAGAAAUACAAGUUCGUAAAUUAGAAGUAUUAGCAGCUGUUGCUAAAACUCAUGAAUUAGGUAUUAAAGUUCUUCCAUGGAUUGUAAGCCAGACAAACGCCGUCGAUUUUAAAAUGAGCUUUACAGCUUUAACGUGUCUUCAUAGGUUAAUUACUACAAAAAACAUUAACUAUGAUAUUCAACAAUAUCUACAUAACGAGUGUAAUAUCAUUGAAAUAUUGCGCGCUCUUAAUGUCAGUCCUAUGGAUCAAAGAUUAAAUCUGAUUUUAAAUAUCUGUCGACUAAUCGUAAGGAAUCUUACGCCCGAAGAACAGCAAAAGAUCGCUAACACCUAUGCUACAACUUUAAGCGAAAACAUUUCAGAAACUAAUGCUGCAUUAAUAAUGAACAUUUUCAUUCCUUUACGCCCAAAUGUUGAUUUAACAAUAAACUUGAAUUUGUUAGAAAAAUUGUACAGUUUAGCACUUAACAGCAUCCAUUUGAACAUAAAAUGUAUAACGUGUAAAUUUAUUGCUGUUAUACUAAACAAAAUGAACGAUGAUAACGAAUGCUUUAAACAUGUUUUGGUAUAUCUUAAAGAAAAAAUAAGUAACAAUCUGGAGUCAAAUAUCGAUAUCGAAGUAAAGAAAGCAUCGGUUUUGUUGCAAAUAUGGUUAACGAAAGCCGUGAUCACUAAAGGUUCCUGUAACGUUGAAAUCUUUCUGGACGAGCUUUCAAAUACUUUUAAACAUGAUCAAGUAGGUCAACAUACUGCACAGGAAUAUAAAAUUUUAACAAAUAAGCUGGAAGAUGUUUUAGUGGAAGAAAAUUUCUGUAAAAUCAAAAUCUUUUACAAACAAAGAGUAUUUGAACAUUUGAUAAGAAAGAAUCACGAAUUCGAGAAUUUAUCCAGACAGAACUAUUUAACUGCGUUGGUGUAUCUAUUGGAAGAAGUACCUAUGGACCUCCUGUUGAUGCAUUUAACAAAGUUGGUUCCCCUUUUAAUAGAAUCAUUAUCACUUGAUAAUGAGCAAUUAAUUUUCUCAACGUUAAUAACGUUAAAAGUUUUAUUAGAAACUAAACAUUCAAUUUUUUUUGAAAAAGCACAAUGUUUCAUUCCAAGAUUUUUUCAAAUGUCCGUCGGUAAAACAAUGAGAGUCAGAAUAGCAGCUUUAGAAUGUUUAACAAAUUAUUGCAAUUACCCGACGGUUUUAAUUAAUACGUACAAGCAAGAUGUAUUGGAAAAAUUGGCAAUCUCAAUCGAUGACCGAAAACGUUUGGUCCGAAAAGUAGCGGCGAAAGCAAGAACGCGGUGGUUUUUGGUUGGCGCGCCAGGAGGAAUCUAAGAACAAUGAUUACUUAUUUUAAAUAAAAUUAAAAUUAGCUACGAAUAAAAUAUUUUAUAAUUUACAAACAUGGACGUUCAUUUUUAUUUUAACGUGUAUCCGAAACGCGGAUUAUAUGUACCUGUUUAUACAUGUAAAAAAAAAAUAAUAAAAGUUUUGUUACAAUAGAUUAGCACAUAGUAUUUGUAUAACAGUGUAGGAUGUAAGAUUCAUUAUAUUGUAUCUGUGCUAUAUUGUA
Molecule: messenger RNA, 3327 nt
Organism: Colletes gigas
Lineage: Eukaryota; Metazoa; Arthropoda; Insecta; Hymenoptera; Colletidae
Gene: Mms19
Product: MMS19 nucleotide excision repair protein
Exons: 9
Coding region: 207-3089 (960 amino acids)
Biological process (GO): iron-sulfur cluster assembly
Cellular component (GO): cytosolic [4Fe-4S] assembly targeting complex
Source: RefSeq, a predicted model, not a curated record